Molecule: messenger RNA, 2621 nt
Organism: Xyrauchen texanus (razorback sucker)
Lineage: Eukaryota; Metazoa; Chordata; Actinopteri; Cypriniformes; Catostomidae
Product: glucocorticoid-induced transcript 1 protein
Exons: 8
Coding region: 324-1331 (335 amino acids)
Biological process (GO): podocyte development
Cellular component (GO): cytoplasm
Source: RefSeq, a predicted model, not a curated record
GUUAGACCUGCAUCUGAACGUCUGCAUUCACAUGCAUGCAAAGUUAUACAGGGAAUGAAAACCCGGUAUGUGCAGAAUAAUUUAAGAGGAAGCAGCGUUUAAUUAUAGUGCGGCUUUUCGCAUGAACUCAUUUUCAGUUCUUGUUCUGGAGUUUGUAUACAGUGCGUAUUUACUCACCAAAUGCAACAACUUCAGCAGACUUUUGCCUGUCCGUGCCAAAGACCCUCUGUGAUGAAGUGAUUGGUGGUGAUCUCUUCACAUUUUGCGCUUUAAAACCUACCAGAAUUCCUUCAUGACCAUUAUCAUCCUCAGAUACUGUUGAUAUGAAGCAGAUUAAGCCCACCAGGAUCCAGUCAGAGACUCACUUUAUAACAGCAGGGAGAGUACGCCCGGCCAAUCGACAGCCGCCCUCAUUGGACAACCUACCCGAGCAGUAUCUGAUUGGACAGUGGCCGAGAGAGGUGAACCAACCCCAGCCGUCCUGUAUGAGUGAUAAAGCCACACAGACACCAGGCUUUUGGAGUGAAGAUGAGGGUGAAGUGAAAAUACACAAGCGCUCAGCAUCAUGGGGCAGCUCUGACCACCUUAUAGAGAUCGCUAAACUCCGUCAGCAGCUGCAGCGCAGUUUGCAGGGGAGUCGCAGUAUCAAGGAGAAAGAAGAUGGGAUGUUCACGCAGUCGAACCAGGCUCAGAACAAGCUGGUCUCGGCAUCUACAUCUAAUAUGGUGCUUUCAAGACCCGUCAUAUAUAGAAUGCCCAGCUAUAGUGACUGUAUUAAUCAAGAGCUGGAGAAUGUGUUUGUCUGUGACAACGGGGGGAGGAAGCACGACAAGGCUCUGGAGGUGCGAGAUGGCGGUCGUGCUCCUGUUCCUCCUCUUCAUCCCAGUGAUGUUCACACUCACAGCGUGGAGGCGCAGCUCACCUGCAGUCCCUGUUACUGCUGCUCUCCCACUGCAGACUCUGAGACAGAUUUCAGGAGCGGUUCACCUCUCCCUCAGCUCGCCAGCUCCCCAAAACCCAACAACAGUUAUAUGUUUAAACGGGAGCCUCCCGAGGGCUGCGAGAGAGUCAAAGUAUUUGAAGAUAUUGCCACUUGUAGGACACAAGGCUUCCCCAUCUUUUCCUGCCCAGAUAGAAACAAGGUGAACUUCUCUCCGAGCGGAUCAGCGUUCUGUCCCGUAAAGCUGCUCUGUUCGUCUCUUUUCCCAGAAGACACCGCUGCUUGUUCCAGCUCUCUGGAUAAUCAAACUACAGGACAAACAUCUGGUCUGUUUACAGGGGCCACGGUUCAAAAUGGCUGCAGUAUUAGAAAGUGCCUGCUGCUCAGUUAGCCACUCAGAGCUCAGAACUGAAACGAUACUACCGUCAGCUAAGUGAAACGACCCAGAAGGGAUUUUCUUGGAAUUUUCUUAGCAAUAUUUCAGCAUUUGUGAAGGCUUGUACAAAAGGACCACGAUGUUGUAAGUUGCAAGAACCUUUGUGUGAUUCUUCUGGGGUGCACAAACCUUUACUUAACCUUACAGGACAUCUUACUAACCAGGUUAUUCAUGAUAGAUAUGACAUCUACAAGAUUAACUGACAAACUGCUACUGAAAUCAACAGACCCUCAAGGCAAACAUCCAAAAAUGUCCUCUCCUACCUUAACUCAGGGUUAACUUCCUUUAGGGUUGGGUGGUAAAAUAAAAACAAUUUUAAUAUUUUUGAUGACUUUCAAUAUCGUCAAAAUAUAUCAUAUUUUUUUAUAAAAAAGUGUAUCUCUAAUUGGCUUACAAGGGAGGAUUUUUGAUUGAAUCAGAGAAAACAUCAUUUAAACCUAACAGUCGAUUUUGCCAAUUAAGAGUUGAAGUGUUUAAUGCAAGAAAUACAAGUGGAAAUUUAUUUUAAACAAGGAAGAAUAAAAUGUUUUACUAAAACGUUUGAACCUUUUAGAGAUGCCAAACAGAAACAUCCAUGAACAUUAGUGGUAAUGCAAACAAAUGUAUUAAUUGAAAUGCAUGGUUGAGACUGAUUCACCAAAAUGAAUCAAACUAAAUGAAGAAAAACAUCUCUGAAAAGUCAGGACAUUUGAGAAGAAAUGAUUGCAAAACUCUUGUAAUGACACAAUCUUUUUUGGGGGGGGAUUUUCUCCCCAAUUUGAAAUGCCCAAUUCCCAAUGCACUCUAAGUGAAUCCGGGUGGCGGAGGACGAAUCUCAGUUGCGUCUGAGACGUCAAUCCGUGCAUCUUAUCAUGUGGCUUGUUGAGUGCGUUACCGCGGAGAGGUAGAGCGUGUGGAGGCGUCACGCUAUUAUCUGCGGCAUCCACGCACAACUCACCACACGCCCCACAGAGAGCGAACUACAUUAUUGUGACCAUGAGGAGGUUCCCCCGAAUGUGACUCUACCCACCCUAGCAACCGGGCCAAUUGGUUGCUUAGGAAGCCUGACUGGAGCCACUCAGCACACCCUGGAAUCAAACUUGCGACUCCAGAUGUGGUAGUUAGCGUCUUGAGCUACCCAGGCCCCUGUAAUGACACAAUCUUAAUAAACAAGUGCUGGCUAAUUAAAGCACAUAAUCAUUUUAUAUAUAUAGCCCAACCCUAACUUUACAUUCUUGUGUAUUAAACAGUUAUAAUGGUGUUUUU